This is a messenger RNA of Camellia sinensis, 927 nucleotides long. Lineage: Eukaryota; Viridiplantae; Streptophyta; Magnoliopsida; Ericales; Theaceae. The record is from RefSeq and is a predicted model, not a curated record.
AACAAUCUCACUUUCAUAAACUACUUUUAUUGCAAUCAAUGGCCUCCUCAACCUUGUUCAAACAUGUUCUGUUUUUCCUUAUCUCUGUCAUUGCCACUUCUUAUAUUGUCCAAGCCGGUGACCCAGAUAUCUUAUCAGACUUCAUAGUCCCUUUAACUUCCAACAUCCCAAUUGAUGGAAACUUCUUCACCUUCACCGGAAUGCGUGGACUUCCCGCUAACUCGACAAACCCAUCAACCUUCAAGGUCACAAAAGCCACCAUGGCCGAGUUCGCAGCUUUGAAUGGUCAGAGCGUGUCAAUGGCAGUUCUUCAGUUCCCUGCUGGCAGUGUUAACCCACCGCACACCCAUCCCCGCUCAGCGGAGCUUCUUUUCGUAGUGGAAGGUAGUAUGGAAGUUGGUUUUGUUGACACAACUAACAAACUUUACACUCAGACGCUUCAGGUUGGAGACUUGUUUGUGUUUCCAAAAGGAUUAGUACACUACCAAUACAAUGCCGAUGCCACUAACGAAGCCACGGCUAUCUCUGCAUUCGGAAGUGCAAAUGCAGGUACUGUGUCAACGCCGGUAACUUUGUUCGCUACCGGGAUUGAUGAUGGAAUUCUAGCCAAGUCUUUUAAGACUGAUGUUGCUACCAUUCAAAAGCUUAAGGCAGGUCUUGGCGCUAUGGCUUAAGUUAUUUGGGAAGUCAAUUACAGAAUCAAUCAAGAAUAGUCACCUACCAUUGCAAAUGUUCUCUUACGAUUAUUAUUAUUAUUAUUAUUACUUGUUCUGUUUUAAGUUGGUAAUAAUGUCCUUCUUCAAUCUAAUUUGAUCUGUAAUCGAUAUAACAAACCAAGGAAGAUAUGUUACUGAUAUGUGAUUCUAUUUCAAAUGUUCUAUAUUAUUAUUCAAAACGAAAAAUGCUAAAGAGCACUAUAUUUCUAUC